Molecule: messenger RNA, 300 nt
Organism: Staurois parvus
Lineage: Eukaryota; Metazoa; Chordata; Amphibia; Anura; Ranidae
Source: the annotation of a GenBank genome assembly
UGGGCACUGACUGGCGGCACUGACUGGUACAACAGCUGGGCACUGACUGGCGGCACUGGUGGCGGGCACUGGUGGGCGGGCACUGGUGGGCACAGGUGGGCGGAGCUAGUGGGCGCACUGCUGGGCACAGGUGGGCGGAACUUGUGGGCGGCACUGCUGGGCACCGAUCAUCAGGGCACUGAUCAUCAGUGCCCUGAUGAUCGGUGCCGAUCCUCGCUCUGACAACUGCCGGUUCUCGGCAGUACUUUCCUCACGAUCUGACAGCGUGAGGAAAGUGCAGCCGAGAACCGGCACUUGCAU